AAAAACUAUCUUAAUUGUUGCGCCGCGUUGAAACGCUAGGGGGCAGUGUUAUAUUGCAAGUGCACUCAUGAUUGAAGAGGCUGGCCGGAUGUGGCAGCUGCUCUGAAGCGGAUGCUGAAAUUUCAAGAUGGAGUUGGAAGGCAUCGAUCAGAUGGAAAUGGGAGACAAUAAAGGGGGAUCAGGGCUCAGACAGUACUACUUGUCCAAAAUUGAGGAGUUGCAGUUGACAGUGAAUGAAAAGAGCCAGAACCUUAGACGUCUGCAAGCACAGAGGAAUGAGCUCAAUGCCAAAGUGCGUCUCCUGCGUGAGGAGCUGCAGUUACUGCAGGAGCAGGGAUCAUAUGUGGGAGAGGUUGUCCGGGUCAUGGACAAAAAGAAAGUGUUGGUCAAGGUCCACCCAGAAGGAAAAUUUGUCGUGGACGUGGACAAAAACAUCGACAUCAAUGACGUGACCCCAAAUUGCCGUGUGGCUCUGCGAAAUGACAGCUACACCCUUCACAAGAUCCUGCCUAACAAAGUGGACCCUCUGGUUUCUCUCAUGAUGGUGGAGAAGGUGCCAGAUUCCACUUAUGAAAUGAUUGGCGGUCUGGACAAACAGAUCAAGGAGAUUAAAGAAGUUAUUGAACUGCCUGUCAAGCAUCCAGAGCUGUUUGAAGCUCUGGGAAUUGCUCAGCCCAAGGGCGUGUUGCUGUAUGGACCUCCAGGCACAGGAAAGACCCUUCUGGCCAGAGCCGUAGCCCAUCACACUGACUGUACUUUCAUCAGAGUGUCUGGCUCUGAAUUGGUCCAGAAAUUCAUUGGAGAGGGCGCUCGGAUGGUGCGUGAGUUGUUUGUCAUGGCUAGAGAGCACGCUCCCUCCAUCAUCUUCAUGGAUGAGAUCGACUCCAUCGGCUCCUCUCGUCUGGAGGGCGGCUCGGGUGGAGACAGCGAGGUGCAGAGAACAAUGUUGGAGCUGCUGAAUCAGCUAGAUGGUUUUGAAGCUACAAAGAACAUAAAGGUCAUCAUGGCCACCAACCGGAUCGACAUUCUGGACUCGGCUUUGCUCCGGCCAGGAAGGAUUGACAGGAAGAUUGAGUUUCCCCCUCCCAAUGAAGAGGCCCGUCUGGACAUCCUGAAGAUUCACUCGAGGAAGAUGAAUCUGACACGCGGCAUUAAUUUAAGGAAGAUUGCAGAGUUGAUGCCUGGAGCUUCUGGGGCUGAGGUCAAGGGAGUUUGCACAGAGGCUGGAAUGUACGCUCUGAGAGAGCGCAGAGUUCAUGUCACUCAGGAGGAUUUUGAGAUGGCCGUGGCAAAGGUGAUGCAGAAGGACAGUGAGAAGAACAUGUCUAUCAAGAAGCUGUGGAAAUAAGAUUGCAGCUGCAUAUGUACAUUUUCCUUGUUUAUGGUUUGUAACAAGUCAAUAAAAACUUUUUCCCCCCCUAA
Oryzias latipes (Japanese medaka) is the source of this 1422-nucleotide messenger RNA. It is a transcript of the gene psmc5, whose product is annotated as proteasome 26S subunit, ATPase 5. Gene Ontology annotation, molecular function: ATP binding; ATP hydrolysis activity. The record is from RefSeq and is a predicted model, not a curated record. Lineage: Eukaryota; Metazoa; Chordata; Actinopteri; Beloniformes; Adrianichthyidae.